AUGAACUACCAGCAGCAGCUGGCCAACUCGGCUGCCAUCCGGGCCGAGAUCCAGCGCUUCGAGUCUGUCCACCCCAACAUCUACUCCAUCUACGAGCUGCUGGAGCGCGUGGAGGAGCCCGUGCUGCAGAACCAGAUACGGGAACACGUCAUUGCCAUCGAAGAUGCCUUUGUGAACAGCCAGGAAUGGACAUUAAGCCGAUCUGUCCCCGAGCUCAAAGUGGGCAUUGUGGGUAAUUUGGCCAGUGGCAAGUCCGCCCUGGUGCACAGGUACCUGACCGGCACGUACGUCCAAGAGGAGUCUCCCGAAGGUGGAAGGUUCAAGAAAGAGAUUGUUGUUGAUGGACAGAGCUAUCUGCUGCUGAUUAGAGAUGAAGGAGGCCCCCCAGAGGCACAAUUUGCCAUGUGGGUGGACGCGGUUAUAUUCGUCUUCAGCUUGGAGGACGAAAUAAGCUUCCAGACCGUUUACCAUUACUACAGCCGGAUGGCCAGCUACCGGAACACGAGCGACAUUCCUCUGGUUCUUGUGGGGACCCAGGACGCAAUCAGCUCCACAAACCCGCGCAUCAUUGACGACGCUCGGGCGCGGAAGCUCUCCAACGACCUGAAGCGCUGCACCUACUACGAGACGUGUGCCACGUACGGGCUGAACGUCGAGAGGGUCUUCCAGGACGUUGCCCAGAAGGUUGUUGCCACGAGGAAGAAGCAGCAGCUGUCCAUCGGACCCUGCAAGUCCUUGCCCAACUCUCCAAGCCACUCAUCCAUCUGUUCAGCCCAGGUGUCUGCCGUGCACAUUAGCCAGACCAGCAACGGAGGUGGGAGUUUAAGUGACUAUUCUUCCUCAGUCCCGUCGACUCCAAGCACCAGCCAGAAAGAGCUCCGCAUUGAAGUUCCUCCCACUGCAAAUACGCCAACGCCCGUCCGCAAGCAAUCCAAGCGCAGGUCCAACCUUUUCACCUCUCGGAAGGGGAGCGACCCAGACAAAGAGAAGAAAGGCCUGGAAACUCGAGCCGAAAGCAUCGGGAGCGGUCGAGCGAUCCCAAUUAAACAGGGCAUGCUGCUGAAGCGAAGUGGCAAGUCGCUAAACAAAGAGUGGAAGAAGAAAUACGUCACACUGUGCGACAAUGGAGUGCUGACCUACCACCCUAGUUUACAUGACUACAUGCAGAAUGUCCACGGUAAAGAGAUUGACCUUCUGAGGACCACCGUCAAAGUUCCAGGGAAGAGGCCCCCCCGCGCCACAUCGGCCUGUGCGCCCAUCUCCAGUCCGAAAACCAACGGCCUGGCCAAGGAUGUGAGCAGCUUGCACAUCUCGCCAAACUCAGGUAAGGAGACCCCGAGGGUCACGGCAGUUGCGUCUGGUCCUCAGAUGGCAAGCGGCGUCAGCCUGGUCUCCUUCAACAGCCGGCCGGACGGCGUUCACCAGCGUUCCUACUCUGUCUCCGGUGCUGACCAGUGGAGUGAGGUCACGGUCAUUGCCAACUCAGCCGUCAGCAGUGAUACCGGGCUGGGUGACUCUGUGUGUUCCAGCCCCAGUAUCCCCAGCACCACCAGCCCCAAGCUCGACCCGCCCCCCUCUCCGCACGCCAACAGAAAGAAGCAUCGGAGGAAGAAAAGUACCAGCAACUUCAAAGCCGAUGGUCUGUCGGGCACAGCUGAAGAACAAGAAGAAAACUUUGAGUUCAUCAUUGUGUCCCUCACUGGCCAGACGUGGCACUUUGAAGCCACCACGUACGAAGAGCGGGAUGCAUGGGUCCAAGCCAUUGAGAGUCAGAUCCUGUGCAGUCUGCAAUCAUGUGAGAGCAGUAAGAAUAAGUCGCGGCUGACCAGUCAGAGCGAGGCCUUGGCCCUACAGUCGAUCCGGAACGUCCGAGGGAAUUCGCACUGUGUGGACUGUGAGACGCAGAAUCCAAACUGGGCCAGCUUGAACUUGGGCGCUCUUAUGUGCAUUGAGUGCUCAGGAAUCCACCGUAACCUUGGUACCCACCUUUCCCGUGUCCGCUCGCUGGACCUCGACGACUGGCCCAUUGAACUUACCAAGGUGAUGUCCUCCAUCGGGAAUGAGCUGGCCAACAGCGUCUGGGAAGAGAGCUGCCAGGGGCGGACGAAACCCUCGCUAGACUCCACAAGGGAGGAGAAGGAACAGUGGAUCCGGGCCAAGUACGAUCAGAAGCUCUUCCUGGCUCCGCUGCCAUGCUCUGAGCUGUCCUUGGGCCAGCACCUGCUACGGGCCACCGCCGACGAGGACCUGCGGAUGGUCAUCCUGCUGCUGGCACAUGGCUCCCGGGAUGAGGUGAACGAGACGUGUGGUGAGGGGGACGGCCGCACAGCCCUGCACCUGGCCUGCCGGAAAGGCAACGUGGUCCUGCUGCAGCUCCUCAUUUGGUACGGUGUGGACAUCAUGGCCCGAGAUGCCCACGGGAACACAGCGCUGGCCUAUGCCCGGCAGGCCUCCAGCCCAGAGUGCACGGAAGUUCUACUGCAGUACGGCUGUCCCGAUGAGCGCUUCGUGCUUAUGGCCACCCCAAACCUGAACCUGUCCCGGAAGAGCAACAACCGUAACAACAGCAGUGGGAGGAUGCCUACCAUCAUCUGA
Chrysochloris asiatica (Cape golden mole) is the source of this 2595-nucleotide messenger RNA. RefSeq names its product ArfGAP with GTPase domain, ankyrin repeat and PH domain 1 (gene AGAP1). NCBI's taxonomy places the organism in Eukaryota, Metazoa, Chordata, Mammalia, Afrosoricida, Chrysochloridae. The transcript has 18 exons. The record is from RefSeq and is a predicted model, not a curated record. Bases 1 to 2595 code for a protein of 864 amino acids. Gene Ontology annotation, cellular component: nucleus. Gene Ontology annotation, molecular function: GTPase activator activity; GTP binding; protein binding.